AUGGGAAUUCUCGCCAAUUGGAAAAAAGUUGUUACAGUUGAUAAGAUAUUUGAAGUACUUAAGUCUGUACACGAGGGAACUAGGGAUCAUACAGGAUACCAUAAAUUGUACAAGGACGUUGAACAAACGUUUUAUGGGAUUCCCAGAAAAGCUUGCAUGGAAUUCAUCAAAGAAUGUGUUCAGUGUGCAUGUAAAAAGCCACAAAGAAAAGUUGCUCCAUUGACGCCUAUCACAUCCAAAUAUUUUAUGCACAUGGGGCAGUUAGACUUAGUUGACAAACGUGCUGACCCAGACGGGCAAUACUGUUGGAUCGGUCACUACAUUGACCAUUAUACAAAAUUUAAUUUCUUCUGGCCUCAGAUGAAUAAGUCUGCAGAUGAAGUAGCACACAAUUUAUCAGUGCAUGUGUUUUCUGUUGUUGGUCUUCCGUCUAUCAUUCAGCAUGACAACGGAAGAGAGUUUUGCAACGCAGCAAUAAGAGAAACUUUAAAACUUUGGCCCGGCGACGGAUAUGUUAAGAUAAUAACAGGAAGACCUAGGCAUCCAAGAAAAUUUUCCCAGAUUAUUAUGUAG
Molecule: messenger RNA, 573 nt
Organism: Mytilus trossulus (common blue mussel)
Lineage: Eukaryota; Metazoa; Mollusca; Bivalvia; Mytilida; Mytilidae
Product: SCAN domain-containing protein 3-like
Exons: 1
Coding region: 1-573 (190 amino acids)
Biological process (GO): DNA integration
Molecular function (GO): nucleic acid binding
Source: RefSeq, a predicted model, not a curated record